Aspergillus aculeatinus CBS 121060 is the source of this 3514-nucleotide messenger RNA. RefSeq lists its product as uncharacterized. The coding region runs from base 240 to 3290 and encodes 1016 amino acids. The transcript is spliced from 3 exons. The record is from RefSeq and is a predicted model, not a curated record. Gene Ontology annotation, cellular component: RNA polymerase I core factor complex. Gene Ontology annotation, biological process: nucleolar large rRNA transcription by RNA polymerase I; transcription initiation at RNA polymerase I promoter. Gene Ontology annotation, molecular function: TBP-class protein binding; RNA polymerase I general transcription initiation factor activity; RNA polymerase I core promoter sequence-specific DNA binding. NCBI's taxonomy places the organism in Eukaryota, Fungi, Ascomycota, Eurotiomycetes, Eurotiales, Aspergillaceae.
AAAAAAAAAAAAAAAAAAGAAAGAAAGAAAGAAAGAAAGAAAGAAACAGAAGAAGAAAAAGGUCUUAUCUGGACGAGACCCCAAGAGGAGACCCGAAAGUCUGCAUGCAGUACCGUGUCUGAUUUUCCAGCCAGAUUCAACCACUCUAAAUGGCCACUCCCCAUGGGACCUUAAUUUGCCUUCGUCAUACAUUGUCACUGAAUAGAUAAGGUUCUCAGGUUCCGAGAAUUCAGAUCUUCAUGGCAUCUGUUCCUUCGGCUUCCUUCUUCUCCUUGCCGCUUCCUCCAUGGCAGCAACCUCAGAGUGCACGGGUGGCUAAAUAUGAGGCCAAAAAGCGCAAGAAGACUCUUGAUGACUGGGGUGACAAUGAUGAUGACGACCUAGGAGAAACCACCGAUGCUGCUUCGGAAGUUGCGCUGCCUGCGCCAUCUCUGACUUUGUCACCAGAUGAAGCUCAUCAAUACCGCGUUGCGGGCUUGUCUUUCGACCAGGAAUUACCGGGCGGCAAGUUUCCACAUGCACCUGCACAAACCCAGUCUUCCACUCGACAGACGCGGGAAGGGGUACUUGAAAAGCUAUCCUCUCUCUCUUCUCCCAUAUAUCCCCCCCAGUCUGCUGCUCAUCAGGGUAACCUCCGUCUGCAGCACCUGGCUGUGCUGACAUCCAUAUUGCACCGCUGCCUUCUUCAAAGGGACUAUGUCCGAGCGGGAAGAGCCUGGGGACUACUUCUCCGAGAAGAAUUCAAUGGAAGACCGAUCGAUGCGCGGACUGAGGGGAGAUGGGGAAUUGGUGCGGAAAUUCUGCUCCGGCGCGGCCGUCAAAUCGCAGACAUGGCUGCUGAAAAUGGCAGCGACAACGGCGGUUCCCAGUCACCAGGGUCGGGUCCACAGCUCAUGUUCACAAGGAAGGGUUUUGAGGAUGCCAAGAAGUAUUAUGAGAGGCUGAUCAUCCAGCAUCCAUACCGGAAGGCUUCUCCAGACUCCAUCAGCUCAUUGCAUUUCUACCCUGCCAUGUUCGGCCUCUGGGUUUAUGUGGCCCAAGAAGAGAGCGAGGUUAGUCGACGGAACAUUUGGACUCGUCAUACCGACGAAUUUGGGCAGCAUUCGGAGGAUGAAGAUCUUGCCUCCGACCACGACGGCCAUCGUGAUUCCAAGGAAAGGGCCCACGCGCUCAUUGCCGACGUGCGCAAAGCAGAGCUCAAUCAAGCGCAAAAGAUUGCGGGGAGAAUGGAUGAGAUUCUUGGCUCUCCGCCAUAUUCGGAUUCUCCAGAAUUGUUAGAGCUUAGGGGAAUGGUGUCACGCUGGAUUGCUGAUCUAUUUGUGUCCUCCGUGCCUGGAGGCCAGACUGACCACGACUACUAUACCGAUGACGAGGAUGAAGACUCGAUGUCCGACAACAUGCGGUAUUCGAUCCAGGAUAGACGCGAACGUAGACUUGCGAUGGAGAAGCGUGCGUCCGAGACUCAGAAGUCCGAAGAAUUCUUCCACAAAGCCAAGCAGCGUGGCAAGGGGGUAACUUCUACUCUUGAUGACUUCCACAUUGAUGAUAACGAGUCGAUGGGCUAUUGGAACUAUGUGCAUGCCAGACCACCCGGCGCCCAACCGCGAUCUCGCACAAGUGAAAACCAAACCCAAAAUCAUGAUCAAAAUCUCUCAUCCCGACAGGCCUUAGCAGCCCAAGCAAGGGUUGAAGUACCGUCCACCAACCUGAUUGCUCCGGUACCACUACCGGGCAAUCAAGCCAACCUAUUUGAGCACUAUGCGCAGCAGCCGCAACCACCACCUGUCGAUGCCGUGCACAGGGACAUGUUCGACACCGACGUGGAGGGGAUCGAUGACUCGACCAUCGCAGCAACCAGCGUGUUAGGAUUCGACGACAUUCCCCCUCAGUAUCAAUUAUCAUCCACAGCGCAGCAUCACGCCCCCCCCGACCCGAAGAUAUUUCGACCGCACCCGUCCCAGUCUCAUCCCCCGCAUCGCUCGCACGAUGCCAAAUGGUACGCGAGCUUUGGCGACAACGCCCCGAAGUCGGCUGGCUUCGACUCAGGGGAUGCGGCCGACGAUGCCGAGAGCCAGUUAACCUCCGUCGUGGGGGAUGAUGAGCAGUCCGACACGACCGAGGACGCCGCGGAUUAUGCCCGGCGCUACAGGUCGUCAACCACGACGGCCAACGAACCCCUGAGCAAGCGUCUGCAGAAUUUCUGGAGCGCCAGCCGUCGCACCUAUCAGAAUCCCACCGAGGACGCUCCCGCCGCGAUCCCCGCCGUGUACCUGGAGCCGGCUAAGACUUCCGGUCCUGGAACACUGCGGCAAGCCCAGUCCGACUCCAGGAUGAUGACCGCCAGUCAGGUCUUGCCCCUAGCCGGCGGCAACAGCCGAAAGGUCACUCUCCCACGCAGCAUGACGGCGACUCCCCGGACGAGGUUCAGCCCCCCGAAGCCCACCCUCCUGGAACAGUUAGAUUUGACCCCGACCCGCCGGACGUCUGGACCACGCCCCCAGCCAGGCAAGGACGUGGCAAGCGGAAAUCAGAAUCAUCGCGACAUCGCGGAGGAGUACGGCUUUUUCGACAGUGACUUCAGGAGACGAGGGAGCCUGCCCCCGCUGAGUGCCUUUGACAUCACCAACAUCGACGACCUGGACAACGACCACGAUGAUAAUCACGACGACAACAAGGACGACCACGGCCACGACCACGAUCCCAUUAACGACCCUUUCUCCCGCCGCCUAUCUGUCCAGCGCAUCAGCCCAGACAGGAGCUCCAGCCCGGAACUCAAAGAAGACCCCUCUUCCAAAAAGCGCCAGCUUGAACCCGACUACCCGCCCGAAGUCCUCCGCCAAAAAUCCUUCGCGGACCUCCAAUCCGAACCCUUCGACCAUAUCCCCAACUCCUCCUCCGCCGCCACCCCCGCAGAAACAAAAACCACGCCACCUCCAACAGCAUCCUCAACAACCCCGAGCAUCGCGCCUCCCGGACCCGACACGAAAGCCGAGGAGAAGAUGUCGCACCUGUUGAGUCUCGCCGACAAGGACCGCCGGGCGUUCUUCUCCGGUCUGACGAUGGACGCAUGGGAGGACUACGGCGACCUCCUCAUCGACCAGUUCUCCGCGACGUUGACGAAGAUGAAGGAUCUGCGGCGCGCGCGCCGACGGACCGCCGCCGUCUUCGAGGCGGAGAUCCGGAGACGGCACGAACUGGUCGAGGAGCAAUCCGCCGAGUUGUCCCGGAAGCUCAAGGAUAUGAAAAGUGGUGGGGCGGAGGUUCUUCGGGGGCGGACCCCUACUCAGUGAGAGUUGCCGAAAAGGUAGGGAAGGGUGUGAGUGUGCUUCUUUCAUGUUUAUGUGAGGUCGGAAGAGGAAGAGGAGGCUCAAGUUUGCAUUUUGCAGCAGGCUUUUAGUCUUAUUGUUUGAUUCCCUGGAUGGGCAGAUGGGAAUACCAACUCUAAUAUGUGCUGCGAUGGGGUUUAUGGCGGUUUUUCGUGUUUCUUCCUCUUUCUUAACACUACACAAAUAUC